AUGGGAAAAACACCCUACUAUUACGCAGUGGCAAAUGGCCGUAACGCAGGUGUUUACAGGUCCUGGGAUGAUUGCAAACUGCAAGUCUCAGGCUUUUCCAACGCCAAAUACAAAAAGUUUUCCAGUGCAGAGGAGGCUCUGAGGUUUGUGCUGAGCGGAAGCUCUAAAUCUUCAUCUCUGUCGUACCAAUCAUACUCUUCAGGGCUGCUGGGCAGAGUUUCUAAACCGGAACCUUCAAAUUAUUCUGCAAGCACAAAUUAUGGAUCUAAGCCAAGAUAUCAAAGCGCUAGAAACAGCCAAGGAUCCACCGGUGGUUACCAACGCAAAUUUGACAAGAUAGAGAGCUCAGUAGAUCAUCUGAUUUCAAGAGAAUCUCUGUCUGGGACCCUGUCCGAUUCUCUGUCGAAAAGACGCCAAAGAGUUUACGUGGACGGUGCUGCUAGAGGCAAUGGAAAAAGUGGGAUUCCCAAUGCAGGUUACGGUGUCUACUUUGGGCCAAAUGACAAAAGAAACGUCUCACAAGGGUUACAUGAAGUUGAUGAUGUUGACAGAAUAAAGCCUACUAACCAAAGAGCUGAAUUGCAUGCUUUAGUACAUGCCCUCGAUGUGGCCGCCAAAGACAGCACUACUGGCUACGAGAUCCUAACUGAUUCCGCCUAUGCUAAAAAUUGUGUGGAAACGUGGGCAGAUAAAUGGGAAGCUAACGGCUGGGUGAAUACUCGUGGAGAGAAAGUCGCCAACAAAGACCUUGUGCAAUCCGCUUUGACUAAAUAUCGUGAGGCAAAGGAACGUCAUGGUGAUGAUUUUUCUAUCACACAUGUACGGGGCCAUCUGGGAAUUGAAGGAAAUGAGCAAGCGGAUUCUCUUGCAAAUAAAGGUGCAGAUGACAUGACACAAGCACGUCGCCAGUAA
Clavispora lusitaniae ATCC 42720 is the source of this 912-nucleotide messenger RNA. Its product is annotated as ribonuclease H family protein. NCBI's taxonomy places the organism in Eukaryota, Fungi, Ascomycota, Pichiomycetes, Serinales, Metschnikowiaceae. Gene Ontology annotation, molecular function: RNA-DNA hybrid ribonuclease activity; magnesium ion binding; nucleic acid binding. The record is from RefSeq and is a predicted model, not a curated record. Gene Ontology annotation, biological process: DNA replication, removal of RNA primer.